AAGAUUAUGAGUAUAAGUGUGCGUCUUACUAUUCACGUAGAAUGUCUACUGCGAAGCAAAAUAUCGAAGGGAACGAGCCGUUGGAAGCAGUCACAAAAAAAGAUCGACCAUGGCCAAAGGUGUGUCGUCGGCAAUUGAGUGAGUGAGUGAGACAAGCGCACCAUCCAAUCUUGGCUUUCUUGGCUGCAGGGUUGCCUAUUAUAUUUCGCACUGACCCGGAGCACCAAGGCAUCGAAUAAGAGCUCUCUAGCUAGCGCCAACAAUUGAGUUGAAGAUCCAAGCAAUCUUUUUCAUCAUCUUCAGUCUCGCUAAAAAAGACCAACUGGCCAGACGAAUUGAAUUCACGAUCGAACAGUACUGUACAGCACUCCCCUUUAUACUACUCCAUCCAUUUACAAGCAAAGAUCCUUUGACUUCAUGCCUACAUCAUUGUGUGUGUCAUAGUAACAUAACAACGCAUCAUGAAGACCAGUCUGUCUCACGUUCUUCCCGUGUGGAAGGCCUGCAAGAUCCUGGGCGAACCUACCGUGCGUCGGAUCGUGCAAACGUUGAUGCAAUUGCGGACGAGAGGAGUUCAUGUGACGGCCAAUGUGACACAUGUGGAAAGCAGCGACCAACACGACACUACUAAUAGUGAGACCAAGACGUCGCAGGAAGAAUUGUGGGAUGAAGAAUUGGAGCAACUCGUCGAAGCCCUCCUGUACAUGCCCAAUCAGCUGCCUCAUGGAGCCACACCUCCCGUGCGAAGAACCAACGUGCCUACUCAAAAGCCCGUGACGAUUCCGACUCCUCCGGUAGUGGCACAAUCCUGGCAAAAGUUGACGACGCAUACGCGAAUGUUUGGCAUGGACAAGUCGCUUCUCUUUCGAUUCACUGUCCCCAAUGUGUGUCAACCUCAUAGUGGACCGCAGGGACACAUGGGACUCUUUGAUUGUUGGGUCUAUACGCUGCAAGGACAUGCUCCGACAUCGUCCGCCACCUAUUAUGGUGGAGCGGCCAACAAUAUGGUCUGGAUUCCAGACGUUAUCAUAUUUUUGGCGGUUUGUAAGGAUUAUCAAGACAAAUUUUAUAGUGCAGCAGCAACCACAGCAACAACAACAAGCAGACCAAAACGAGACAGCGAAAUGACAGAAGGAACCGAAGAAGAAGACGAAGAAGACGAAGAAGAGAGCGAAGACGAUGAAGAGGAAAAGGCGGAAGAACAGAGACGACAACAAAUGCUAGAAUCUUGCCUCAAAACCAUGGCAAAAUUGUCCUAUCGAUUCUACGACGCCUACCAGAAAAAAGGAUCCUUGUCACGAGACACGGUCCAUCGAUUUUUGACGGACGUUUACGGCGAAGAUUCCUACAAAACACAAGAAAUGCGCACACUGCUGGACAAGGUGUUUCGACCCACCGACAAGGCCAUUAGUGCCACGGCAGCCGCUGCGGGCGAAACCACGGUUCGUCCACAGUCGUCGGUGCAAUUGUCCGAAGGGUUGUUUGUAUCACGCAUUGUCGCCACCACGCCGACACUCGAUGCGCAACGAGUAGUACAAAAACCACACGCCCCACAAACAUCCAAUGGACAUGUCUUGUUGGAUUGGAUUUCACUACUGGGAGCCGCCAUGGUGCCUCCGGAAGAAUUGCCACAAUCGACCGUGGCGUAUUUGGAAACCAUGCAGGUACAUCCGCAACCCAUUGUGCAUCAGUACUUGUUGGCCGAAACAAGACUCUACGAAAUCAAACGACGAUUCCAUUCCCUGGUGGAAUCUUCGGCCGUGAUUAUUCACGGAGAUGUCAUGGCGGCGAAUGGGGACGACAAUAAUGAGGAAGAAAAAACCGUCGAUGCGGGGACCAAGGUGGCCAAUACGUCCACCAACACGGCUGCUCCCGCCGUACCAAAACAUGUCAUUACCCAAUCUGCCUUUGAAUCUGCUGUGACCCGUCCGAAUAAUGAUAUGGGACAGGGGGGAUACCUCCCCGCGAGAUUGGCACGAAUGGUAUUCAGUGCCGUUCUCAUGGGUGGAUCGACGGCCGUGUUGGUAGAUGCAGCCAAUGACAUAGACGAUGAUGACGAUGGCGAUCCGUCGAAUCAUCGAAAAUCCUCCAAAAAGAAAUCCUUCUGGGGAUUGUAUCAUGUACUCAAAUUCGGGUGCGAAGCGGUACGAUGCACCAAGGAGGCCAAAACGCACAAGGGAAAAUCCAAGAAAAUAUCGACACAUGAUCGGGAUGUAGCCAUCUUGAAGCAGGUAUUUGCCAUGUUUGCACAAGUUCCCACCACUAGUAGCAACAAUGGCGCCAAGGUGAAAAAACCAAAAGAUCCCCUCGAUGGACGAUUGUUGUUGGACCGAUCGCAUAUUGGAGCCAUGAUUUUGUUGCUGUUGGAACAUGCCCAGUUUCGGUUGCAACAGGACGCUCCACCCCAAAAGGAUGACGACAAUACAGUGACAGGAUAUGAAGAUGAAGAAACGCUGGAUGCCUCGGAUGAUGUCUAUGUCAAUGCAUCUGCUUGCUCGUUUCUGGGACUGCUGCCACCCACAAACCAGCCACCCGCUCCGACGGAGCAAGUGUCAUUGAAAGACUUGGUGGAAUACGUCUUGCAGCAAGCCAAAGACAAGAAUUCCAACAAGGAAGAUGAAGGCAAAAUAUCCUUUGAAGAAUUUUGUCGUUGGCACUAUGCAAGCAGCGAUGGCAGCAAUGCGAAAAACGACGAGAAGCAAAAAAUUGUCACGGCUUCGCAGACGCGACGCCUGGGUCCCUUGCUUUUAGAAUUGCGGUUGAUUGCCGCCGUUCUGUUUGGAAUCCCUCCGGCAUUGGCAAGCAUGGAAGUAACACUGAUUGCCGAGUUGCAGCGCCGACACAAAUACCGAUAUCCACCGACAGAAGUUUCGCGCAGAGGCCCGAAGGGCACCGUCUGGUAUAUUAUUGAUCACGGAUGGUUCCAGACGUGGGCUUCGCUGGUGAAGCGCGUGUCGCACACGGUGGACGAUGCCGGUGAUGGUCGCAGCGAUGGCACGGCUACCACCAGUCGCGGUUUGCCCAAAAUUAACAAUACAAACUUGCUGGCGGACAAUGGCUCCUUGGCGUUGCGGGCUGACAUCAAGUGGGGGCAUGAAUACGAAAUUUUGCCUCCUUUGGCGUAUUCCGCUCUUCAGGCUUGGUACGAUGGUGGUCCUCCGAUUCAUCGCAUCGUUGUACCGUACAUUCCAGCCAACAUUGCAUCGCCUCACAGUCGAAGGCAGCCCAAAAUGCGAACUGAAAUGGAAAUGGAACUCUAUCCGUUCUUUGUGACGGUGUUCUUGUGCGACGCAGCUUCGCGAGGAGAUACUCGACCCUUUCAGCAAUAUGUUCCCGUUAGUAGAGUCAGCCCUGUUCGAGUUGUGCUGCUGCAGCUGGCAAAGGGGCUCAACAUAGACCCUGAUUUGUGUCGAUUAUGGAUGACGGGAACGGAGCCAGACAGUACUGAUGACAAUGCCGAUGUUGACUGGCUGCUUGAUUUGGAUAAGAACAUUGUUGAGCAGCGCAAAGCGCGAGCACAAACUCAUCCAGGGGCUGCAUCGGCGGCAGGUGGAGAAGGCGGUGGAAUCACGCUUCUGUUGGAAGUAAGAGACGAAGAAAGUGACAUGUGGCCCCGCGGAAUUGAUGGACGGAGGCGAUCGUACUUGGACAAUCGCGGGCAGCAACGAGCGGACGAACCAGAAAUGGGCGAUGGUGUGGUUGGAUUGUACAAUAUGGGUAACACUUGCUACUUGAAUUCGUCCAUUCAAUGUCUGAGCCACACGCCAAUACUCCGAGAGUACUUCACGUCGAAAGCGUACUUGAAUGACAUCAACACAACAAAUCCUUUGGGGAAACAGGGACAACUUGCUCAGGUUAGCGCCGUACUCAUCAAUUCACUUUGGAAGCGAUUUGGCAACCAGAUGAGCAGCGUUGCGUCAUCUUCCUACAAUCCACGACAACCUCGUCGAGUCACUGCACCUGGUUCCUACUGUCCAGUCAAUGCUCCGUCGCUUACGCCGAAAACCUUCAAGGAAUCGCUUGGCAAAUUCAACGAAAUUUUUUCGGGGAACGAGCAGCACGAUGCUCAAGAGCUGUUAGCGUUCUUGCUGGAUGGUCUUUCAGAGGAUCUGAAUCGCAUUAUGGACAAGCCUUACAUUGAACAACCUGAUAGCGAUGGCCGUCCUGAUUCUGAACUUGCGGACAUUUGGUGGUCGAACCACUUGAAACGAGAGAUGUCAAUCAUCGUGGCAUUGUUCACUGGACAAUACAAGAGUUUGUUGACAUGCCGAUCGUGCAAGUACGAGAGUGCUCGUUUCGAGCCAUUUAUGUUCUUGCAACUGCCACUCCCAGAAGAUGAUCAUGUUCCAGUAUCUGUGAUUAUGUACCCACUCAGCACGUUUGAUGCUGGAGGCAACCCUAAUCCCCCCAAAGAUGUUUUCAAGUAUUCAGUCCGAGUGCGAAACGAUGGGAAUCUUUACGACGUGCUUGUGGCUCUUGCCAAGUUGUUGCAUGCCGACGAAACCAACAAAGCGGCCGAGAACGACAAGAACAACAGCGACCGUCAGCGAGAACUGCAACGAUUGACGAGCACCGCAACGGAAGACAUCGAAAUUCUUGAAGAAGUCUACCAGAAGCGUGCCAAGGACAUGGCAGUAGUUGACAUGCGAGAUGGUUACAUCUCGAAAGUAGCAUCGAAUUCAUGGUCCCUCCCGGACCUUCAAAACAAGGAUACCGGCGAACUCCCUGUGCUUCAUGUCUAUGAGCUUGACCCUCUUCCUGAGGAUAACACAGAUGCCAUGAACGAAUCUCUCCGAACAGGCGAUCUCGGGAAGGACGACGACGGAAUAAAGGUCAUCAAGGCAAGUAAUAACGACGAGGAUGAGAGCGGAGAAGACGACACGAGUCGAGAGGAGGAAGAGGAUGCUGUACCAGAGCCCGAAGCUGCAAAGUUUUCCUUUUUAGCAAUGGCGCAGCGGAAGUCAGAAGUAAUGUCACGUGACUUUCUGCAUCCCCUAGCGCACCGAGUCUUCGGAACACCGAUGCUGUUGCGAGUCCAAGACUUGGAAGGUUUCACUGGCCGUGAUCUUUAUGAUCUUGUGGCCGUGAGAGUGAGAACUUUUGUCCCCAAGGGUGCACUGAGAUUCCUUGAAAAAGACGAUGACGAAAUGGAAGUGGAACUUGUAAGCAGUCGUCAGCAGUCUGACGGAACACAAGGUAGUGGAAGACAACGUUUGAAAAAGACUACCACCGACAUGGAAGAAGUUUCGGCAGGACCCGUGCCUCGAUAUGGGUUCAGGUUAAGGAUCACAUCAAGGGACGGGCGAAGAUGCACUCUUUGCCCUUGGUUCGAGUGCUGUAUCGGAUGUUUGGUUCCUGAUGAUGAUUAUCCUACCAUUGUCAUGUGUGGAGACAGUAUAACAGUGGAUUGGCAUUUUGCUGUUGACGUUGCGACCUCAGGCUUUGGCCAGCGAAUCAAUAGCCAAAUUGACCCCCUGGUCGGUUCGUCCAACUUUGCUCCAAGACGGAAUAUUCCCGGCGUAACUAUCAAGAAUCACAGUUCCAUGGGAGCAGGCCCCAAGAAAACGGGAAUUCAAGGUGCCAUAUCUUUGGAGGACUGCUUAGAUUCUUUUGCCCAAGAAGAGCGUAUCCCUGAGGCGUACUGCUCCAAGUGCAAGGACUUUCGAGUUCAGACCAAGCGCAUGAGCUUGUGGCGGCUCCCACCCAUUGUUAUUAUCCAACUGAAACGUUUCCAAUUCACACAGCACAUGAGAAGGAAGCUUCGCGACCUGGUCGUGUUUCCAGUGGAAGGGCUCGACUUAUCCCGCAUUAUUGCUUCGGAUAACCUGGUUCCCCCAGUAGAAUCAUCCAAUUCAAGCAACCAGCCCAAAAAGAAAAAGAAGGCCAAGGAUAAGAAGAAGCAGAGCAGGGCUAAUGGAUCUUCCAAACCAGCACCAGACGUGCAUGGAAGUGCUUACUUGGAAGAUCCCGACAUUGACGAUCUAGGCACUGAGGCAACAGAGUCAUCCCAGUUCAUCACGGAUGAUGACGGUCGAUCCGAGAUGCUGUAUGACCUGUACGGUGUUGUGCACCAUCAAGGCGCAUUGUCGGGGGGUCAUUAUGUGGCAUCGCUCAAGUCCGAGCUUGACGGUCAAUGGCGCCUGUUCAACGAUGCUCAAAUCUACGAAAUCCACAACCGAGACGUCGUCGAUUCGUCGGCCUACAUUUUGUUCUACAUCCGACGAGAUGUGAAGGACGCUCGUUUGUCUGACUACUGGGAUACCACAGCAAGAGAGGGUGAGGGCAUGUCGGAGGAAGACUUGGACAGAAUGUUGAAGGGCCAACGAGGCGCCGGAGCUUCCGCGAACUGUGUGAUCAGCUAGUUACUAUAGUUUGACACGAUAUACCGGUAGAAACAUUCGUUUUUGUGAUUCAAAUUGGUUUAUACUUUCAGCACCGGGGUACCGAUGUAGCUAGCUCUUCGUUCAUGCUUUCGAGUGGUGAAAGUCGGAUAGAGCUUCAGUCAACUAAUUCUAUUUGAGCUUCUAGUUGUGAACGGUAUCACUUCAAAAUUGGCUCGGCUUGGCUUGUCCUUCAGCCAUUCGUCUCUUUUGUUGUUGUGCUUAUUGAAAUGCAUCUUCGUCGUCCCAAGAAGAACCAUCAUUGUUCCUGUCUUCUG
Molecule: messenger RNA, 6658 nt
Organism: Seminavis robusta
Lineage: Eukaryota; Bacillariophyta; Bacillariophyceae; Naviculales; Naviculaceae
Source: the annotation of a GenBank genome assembly